Zychaea mexicana is the source of this 830-nucleotide messenger RNA. RefSeq lists its product as uncharacterized. The transcript has a single exon. The record is from RefSeq and is a predicted model, not a curated record. NCBI's taxonomy places the organism in Eukaryota, Fungi, Mucoromycota, Mucoromycetes, Mucorales, Lichtheimiaceae. The coding region runs from base 91 to 522 and encodes 143 amino acids. Gene Ontology annotation, molecular function: protein binding.
UGCGCGUUUUCUUUACCACUACUACCAUUAUUCCCUAUACCCGCCGAAUACUUUUCUUUUUCUUUUUACAACAAAACCUUACUGUCAGCUAUGGGCGACAUUUUCAACCGCUUGCCAUUUGAACUCAUAUGCACCAUCUUUGUACUUGUUGGCCAGCAGGCAUGUCUGGAAUCUAUGCGAGUGUGUCAGAAAUGGUUUGACCAAGUACCACGGCAUUCAACCGGCGUUUGGAAACAGGUCGACUUUUACUACGUUUGGACAAAAACCAACCCGUGUCUUAUACAGUGCCUUGGUCCGCACGUACAAGACGUAGACGUAGCAUACGAUCGUCUAGACUUGCUUGUUAGGAUACUUAAAAAUCGUCAAUGCACGAUUUCCUCUCUCAGUAAGUCUUGCUCACAGUUGUUUACUAUCUACAGUGUUAUCACUUUUACCACUGUUUUUUUUUUCUUACACUCAAAAGAAAUCUCUGUCUGUGAUACUGGUGCUAUUAGCUAUCCGGCCAGGAGAUACUAUACCUAGCACAGCAGAUAUUGUAUCUGGGCUACAGAAUGCAAGCGGGCACCUGACGCGCCUCGUACUACAAGACGUGUCAAACGAUAUAUCACCACUGUCAGUGGCUCGCCUAUGUCCUCGCCUUACAGCAUUGUCUAUAUCACUGGAUAAAUUGACUCUACGGAAGCAACAGCACGAGCGGCAGAUACAACAACAACAACGACUACUCGAAACACUGAAUGCUACGAAUGCCCCUGACUCAUCCCCUGAAGAACCUGUAACACAAGUGACAACGAGUUCUACAGCAGAUAAACUAUCAACGACUGCAAAGGAGA